AUGACCGGAUUCUAUAGAUAUCCUUAUGAUUCAUCCACAGAAAGUAAUACUGUUGAGCUCAUUCAUGACACAUUCCAAAGUCUCAGUGAUUGGGAUGGCUUUAUGGUCGAUGGAUACAACGGCGUUGCAAUGGACACUCACAUCUACCAGAUGUUUUCAGAUGAGCCUCUCGCCAUCACAAAGCUGAGUCUCACCAUCACCACCAUGAAGCUGGAUCUUUCCUCAGGCGUGUCCACCAUGCCAUCAUGGCCCUUGGCUUAUGGGAAGGUCGUGCUGUUGCAUUCAUUCUUGGCCAGCUCCUCUGAGAAGGAAAAUUCAGGCAAUGUCAAGGAGCUUCUUCCUGAUGGGUCUGUCUUGCGGGUCUAUCGCCAUCAUGAAGCUGAGUCUCACCAUCACCACCACAAAGCUGGAUCUUUCCUCAGGCGUGUCCACCAUGCCAUCAUGGCCCUUGGCUUAUGGGAAGGUCGUGCUGUUGCAUUCAUUCUCAUGUUGUUCAAGGAGGUCGUGUCCUCUAUGGACUGUCCAUCCCGCCGCUCCCAGACACCGAAUCACCAAGAUGAUAAUAUCAACUUCAAGAUCGUUUCGACCCUUGCGCCCCAAGACCCUCUUCAGUCUCUCCCACAACCCCAGUGGGACCUCUGA
Messenger RNA from Suillus subaureus, 642 nucleotides. RefSeq lists its product as uncharacterized. NCBI's taxonomy places the organism in Eukaryota, Fungi, Basidiomycota, Agaricomycetes, Boletales, Suillaceae. The record is from RefSeq and is a predicted model, not a curated record. The transcript has 6 exons. The coding region runs from base 1 to 642 and encodes 213 amino acids.